UCUGAGACUCCUGGUUCCUGUCUGCCUUGUCUUCUCCAGCUUGGGGCCCCAAAUCUCCAUGGCAACGCUCAGACGCAGUUCUAAUCCAAAGGAGGAAGAUCUGGGAGUGGGAACCCACAAUGCAGUGAGGAGACCUGAGGAGCUGGUCUCCCUGCUCCUUGUGCCCUAGGCACUUACAGGAACAGCCAGGCCCUGCACCCCAGUCUCCCCAAAGACCCCCAAGGAGAUUCCAGGGUCUGCCCCCUGCUGGGCACAGACCAAGGAUGGCUUUUCUUUGGCAGCUGCCCCAGAGGCUGCUCUUGCUGGGGACAGCUGCUCUGACUGUGUCUGCCCUGGGGACAGGGGACCUGACGGACCUGUGCGGACAGACGUGGCAAGGGGACGCGCUGCAGCUGCGCUCUCACUCCGCUUCGCGAAAGUUCUACUUCGUGACUCCGGACACUGAUUGCGUGCUGUGGCUGCGUGCCGCGGCCCCUGAAGAUAGGAUGCGCUUCCAGUUUCGCUUCUUCCUGGUCUACAGCCUGUCCUCGGCCACCCGGAUCACAGCAACCACCCUGGCCACCGCAGCCACCCUGGCCCCCAAUGCGUCCUCGCCUGACCCGUGCGCACCCGGCUCCUACUUGCAGUUCUACGACGGCCCGCAGGGGGCGCCCCGAGCUCUGGGACCCCCGACCUGCGGCCUGACCAUCCCAGCCCCUCUCACGUCCUCUGGACCUUGGCUUGGCCUGCGCUUGGUCACCAGGGGCCGCCAGCCCCGUGUGGACUUCUUGGGCGAGGUGACCUCUUUCCGCUUGGGGUCUUGUGGCACCUACUUCCGCUGUCGGAAUAGCAGGUGUGUGCCCCGGAGCCUGCUGUGUGACGACUGGGACAUGGACAACUGUGGUGACGGCAGUGACCAGGACUCUCAACCCCCAGCCAGCUGCAGAGAUCCCUCUCUGGUACCCAAGCAGACCCUGAGAAUGGAAGAUGACAGUUCCAAGCCUCGGACUCUCCUCGUGGCCCUCGGCUCUGCAGCAGAGAGGACCUCUCCAGCAAGCCUGGCACCCACCACACAGGAGGUGACGGAAGGCGCCUGGAUCUGGUGGGUGGCUCUGGCCUCCUCGAUGCUAUUGGCCUCCACUGGCCUCCUCUGGUGGUACUGCUGCUGCCCAGGUUGGCUGGUCUGGCACCCAGGUGCCCACAGGCUCGGCCACAGAUGCUGCACAGCCUACAAUACUUGCCACCUAUGUCCUGGUCGGGUGGCUCCUGGGGAUCUGUGGCUGAACUGGCCAGCUUUCCAGAACCAGAGAGGCCAUCCUUAGGGGGCUUAGUUAUCAGAUGAGCAGGCUCUGGGGUCUG
Molecule: messenger RNA, 1338 nt
Organism: Peromyscus leucopus (white-footed mouse)
Lineage: Eukaryota; Metazoa; Chordata; Mammalia; Rodentia; Cricetidae
Gene: Ldlrad2
Product: low density lipoprotein receptor class A domain containing 2
Exons: 5
Coding region: 264-1301 (345 amino acids)
Molecular function (GO): protein binding
Source: RefSeq, a predicted model, not a curated record